Dothidotthia symphoricarpi CBS 119687 is the source of this 1770-nucleotide messenger RNA. Its product is annotated as ferric reductase. The coding region runs from base 1 to 1770 and encodes 589 amino acids. Lineage: Eukaryota; Fungi; Ascomycota; Dothideomycetes; Pleosporales; Dothidotthiaceae. Gene Ontology annotation, molecular function: ferric-chelate reductase activity. The record is from RefSeq and is a predicted model, not a curated record. The transcript is spliced from 3 exons. Gene Ontology annotation, cellular component: plasma membrane. Gene Ontology annotation, biological process: intracellular iron ion homeostasis; copper ion import; iron ion transport.
AUGACGUUCACACAGGCUCUCGGGAGCUUCACCAAGCGUGCAGGAGGAAAAGAAGAAGACCCGACCGCUGGUCUUGAGAACAUCGACGUCCAACACUACUUGGGCAACAUCUGGUGGAUCUUUGUCAUCGUUUUCACGCUCUACCAAGUCGUCCUCUUCUUCGCUCGGUACAUCCGUACUGUAGCAUGCCUCAGCAACGAUACUCAGAGGUAUUUCUCGAUUCCCAACACCUGGUAUGCCCGUUUCAAGAAGUCUUGUCUUGACGCGCCUCUCUGGCGCACCCGCCAUCACCAGGAGUUCAAGUUGUCCAAGGCCAUUGGUAUUGGAACACUUCCCAGUCGAUUACAGUCAUUCUUCCUCAUAGGCUACUGCGGUGUCAACAUCGGCUUCUGCGUCUGGAAGAUCGAUUACAGCAGCUACACAGCUGGCGCUUCGGAACUUCUUAGUCGUGCUGGCAUCAUGUCGGUCAUCAACAUGAUUCCUCUGUUCAUUCUCGCAGGCCGCAACAACCCCAUCAUUUGGCUCACUGGUAUCUCUUUCGACACCAUGAACUUGAUCCAUCGCUGGUUUGGACGAAUUGUGAUUCUCGAGGCCAUUGCGCACACUGUUUGCUGGAUCGCGAUCAAGGUUCACACCAAGGGCUGGGCUGUUGUACAGGCAUCGAUCACUGGUAGCGAAUUCAUUAUGACUGGUUUCAUUGGCACUGUUGCGUUCGUCUUCCUUCUGAUUCAGUCUCCAUCACCAGUCCGACACUCGUUCUACGAGGUUUUCCUGCACGGCCAUAUCGUUGGCGCUGCGCUGGCUCUCGGCGCCGUGUGGGUGCACCUCAAGGAACGCCCACAGCAGCUUAUGCUGUACGGCGUCGUUGCAAUCUGGGCAGCUGAGCGAUUUCUUCGCCUCGCCCGUCUCAUCUUGCGCAACGUUGGAAACGGCGGUACCAGCGCCGAUAUCGAGGUCCUCCCCGGCGAUGCCAUGCGUAUCACGGUUCGCAUGGCUCGCCCAUGGGGUUUCAGACCAGGUCAACACGCGUACCUAUACAUGCCUUCUGUUGGACUCUGGACCAGUCAUCCAUUCUCUGCUGCUUGGAGCGAAGAGGAGGAGGACCUCCACACGAUUUCCGCAAUUGCAGACGAGAAGGGGCUUCCUAUGAAUCGCACCGAUGUUCUCGAGAAGCAGAAGACCAGUGUGUCAUUUGUUGUCCGCCGAAUGACUGGUUUCACAGACAAGCUCUUCCAGAAAGCGAAUGCGGCUGGCGGCAACCUGUCAACCCGUGUCUUCCUUGAGGGUCCUUAUGGUGGCGAGGAUCUCAGUUCAUAUGGUACCGUCAUGCUUUGGGCUGCAGGUAUCGGUAUCACUCACCAGGUUCCUCACGUACGUGACCUGGUUGCUGGUUACGCCAAUGGCACCGUUGCCACCCGCCGCCUCACACUUGUUUGGAUCAUCCAGACUCCUGAGCACCUAGAGUGGAUUCGACCAUGGAUGACUCAGAUCCUUUCUAUGCCCCGUCGUCGCGAGAUCCUAAAGAUCCUACUCUUUGUCACCCGUCCACGGAACACAAGGGAAAUCCACUCGCCAUCUUCCAGCGUUCAAAUGUUCCCCGGUAGACCGAACAUUCAAAACCUCGUCGAUCAGGAGAUGCAGGAGGGUAUCGGUGCUGCUUGUGUCAGCACUUGUGGCACUGGUGGUCUGGCUGAUGACCUUCGCCGCGCCGUUCGCAACCGUGAGUUGACCUGGAAUGUCGAUUUCCGCGAGGAGUCUUUCUCGUGGUAG